AUGAAGAAGGAAAAGACUUUGUUUGGAUCGAUUAUAGAUGAGGGAGAAAAACCUACGGAAGAGGAGAUAAAGCGCAGGAGACAGCGAUUUGCUACCCAUUCUGCAGAAACCAGCACCCAGGUCUCACCUCGUGAUCUCUCUCAGCCGAUUGUGGGAACGUGUUGUAAACUCGAAAAAUCCUAUUUUCGACUCACCUCAGAAGUCGAUCCGUCCAAAAUCCGUCCGGAACCCGUUCUAAAGGAAGCAUUGCAUCGAUUAAAGAAGAUCUGGAAGAAGGAAGACCGAAAAACGUACGUAAUGGACCAACUGAAAGCCAUUCGUCAAGAUCUUGUGGUGCAAGACAUCAACAACGAAUUCACAGUCCAAGUCUACGAAUUCAACGUGAAAUGCGCCAUUGUGUGUAAUGAUCUGAAUGAAUUGAACCAAUGCCAGUCAAUGCUUUCAAAAUUGUACAAAACCAUUCCAAGCCCCAAAAGCCUUCGUUUUCUAUCUUAUAACAUUCUUUAUGACGUUAUCAUGAACAAUACACUCGAUAUUCACCAUCAUCUUGUGGUUGCACAACAUCACAUUACCGAACGUUGUAUCCAACAUGCGCUGCUUGUGGUCGAGGCAGUUCGGUCUGUAGAUUAUUUGUACUACUUGAAGUUGAUGGAAACUGCACCCAAGUAUGGUCGUGUGUUGAUGCAGCUCUAUUUACCUACGAUUCGUCGUCACGCACUCAAGAUUUUCCUUUCCUCGCUCUUUCCGAGUAUCGAAGUAGCACAGCUGGCUGUAAUCAUUUUAUGGUUUCAAUUGAUGUGA
Blastocystis hominis is the source of this 801-nucleotide messenger RNA. RefSeq lists its product as hypothetical. Gene Ontology annotation, cellular component: nucleus. Lineage: Eukaryota; Bigyra; Opalinata; Blastocystidae. Bases 1 to 801 code for a protein of 266 amino acids. The record is from RefSeq and is a predicted model, not a curated record. The transcript has 3 exons.